UGAACUGCCCAAUAAUAAUUUCCAAGUUAGCGUUUUUAUUGUUGUUAUUCAGACAUUUAUUUACGCCAUGGAAAAAAAACAUGACUCAUUUAACUGCACAGCAUCACAUACUUGUCCUAGGUAGUCUUUAAUUCGCGUUGGUGACCGGACUUGGUUGAUGUUAUCUAGGUAACGCUCACUAGCUACUAACAAUGGCUAACUGUAUGGUUUUUCACACGCAAAUAGCCUCCAUCAUGGAGGUACUAGCGAAUGCAGCAGUGACAGAGGUCUGUAAACUCGUAGACGACGACUAUGCAGUGUUUCGUUUGGAAAUAACUCAAAGCCAGAAGGAAAACAGGGCAUUGCGGAGGAAACUUCAGCUACUGGAACUGAAGGUAGCACGGGGGCGCGCAGAGACAAUGCAAGACCGCGUCUUCGCCAGUCGUCCCAGUAGCGUCAAGAUCCUCGACCUACACAGAGGAAUGCCAAGAGGUGAAGGACAUCUCAUUGGAGGCCACAGGAGCUUUGUGAAGCCAGCAGGACACAAUACAUGGAGAGAUGACCAACCAAUCACUGUUGAUGAGGGGAGUGGAACCUCAACCCAGCACGUUAUUGUGAUAGAGUCUGCAGAUGCAGAGGCUGUAGGUCCUGGGGUCAAGCUGGAGAGGUCUGAAGGAGAGGAGGACCCACGGCACAGCAGAGACAUCCAGACUGGAGCGGCUGGAGUGCCCCCUGUAGCCACAGAGGACCCCACCACCACCACCGCUGCGCAGUCCAGAACCCGAUACAGCAUCACGGAGGAUGAGGAGGAUCCAGAAGUGCUGUUGGUGAAGGUGGAGGGGUAUGAGGAGGGUCUGGGGAACCCUGAGAGGACCAUGGUCAUGGAGGACAACCAGACUACACCUCCUCCUGAACCCACAGAGAAACCAGCUGAGCAGCACAGGACCACACACAGUCUCACUGAGUCAGUAGACAUGGAGAAUGGGAAGCCUGAUCUGCUGCUAGUCAAAGAGGAGACGAUAGAGGAUGGACCAGAGAGCAUUAACCUGCUGAGUGGACUUAAGAUGGGGGAGCAAGGUGGUUGGCUGGAGGCUAACAGAGGAGACUGGCCGACCAUCUUGGAUUCCCAGACCCAGACGGGUGCAGCCAAGGGCCCAGGGGACGACAUCACUGAGCAGGCCAGGACCAGAGGCGACAUAGUGGAGGUCAGUGGAUGGGACAGCGUUCUCAACUCUGGGCUGGUGAACAACCCUGUUAACCACAACCAGAAACAGACAGUUGAACACAGAACAACAACCAAACUUAAUCUCCAUGACAACAGACUGGCUGAGACCAGGGCGAGGCGUAGAUUUGGAGGUGUCCGUAAGCGGCAGGAGAGAACAGACUCUGACUUGGCUAGCGAUGCUCCGUCCUGCUCCUAUAGUUGUGAUUCAGAGAGACUGAUGGCACCUCAGGUUAACCCCCUAACAGGUGCUGCCUUCAGCCUGCCUUCUAUAGGAUCUAUCAACUGGAACAUGGACCCUGGGACAACACAGACACUCCCUGGCCGUCCUCCUCACACUCUCCUAAUGUUAAACCAGACCUCAGACAAUGCCAGUGCCUCAACACUAAAUUGCUACACAAGCCCAUUGACAAAUUACAGCAGUAGAGAUGGAAUCUGUGGGAAACCCUUCAGUUUCCCCAAACAGGUGGAGAUUCACACAGGGGAGAAACCGUUUGGCUGCCAACUGUGCCGGGCCAGUUUUUCACACUUGUUCAACCUGAAGAGGCACCAAAGGGUCCACACAGGGGAGAAACCCUUCAAUUGCCCCCAGUGUGAGAAGAGGUUCUCCCACCAGCACCAGCUGAAGAUGCACCUGAAGGUCCACACGGGAGAGAGGCCGUUUGCCUGUACACACUGCGGGAAGAGGUUCUCAGAGAGGAGCUACCUCAGGAUACACCAGAAGAAAAUGCACACAGCCCAUGUAUAGAGUAUAGUGACAUGUAAUGUAGUACUAGUUAGUUUGUAGUUAUGUUGGUUUAGGAUGUAGUAGGAAACUGGAUGAGGUGAACUGAGGAAAGAAUGAUUAUGAUGUGGCAGAGUAGAUGAUAUGGUGAUGGUUGGUGUGAUGGUGUCUGUAAAAAUGAUUCACUAAUGAAAAGUGACAACCAUGUCCUGUUGUUUGAUGCUGGUGUUUUAUAAUGAGAUGAUAGUGCCUUAAUUCAGGUUUAUUUGACAUGAAGCAAUGUGUAAAUCUGUUCAUAUUUAGUUAUUUUUGUGUUUUUAAUAUUUACUUUAUCAACUCUUUUGUUUUUGAUAACAUCAAGUUUUUUAUUGCAAAUGUCAAGCACUUUAGAGCCAAGGAUUUGCAGAUCGACUGACAGGUUAACACUUUUAGGCUUAGCCAGCUUUUGUUUGAAAAAUGCAUCCGGACACAGUACAAUCUUUUUGGUUUCACCUGGUUGCCAAUUCCAGGUCUUUUGAGAACAAAUUUGAGUCGUCGCCUGAAGCGUGAGAGGAAUGGGAGACAAAGGAAUCCAGCAGUGCUGAGGCAGAGGGCUCGUAAAGAGGACGACUGGCUACUAUUCUGAACUGUGUGUGGUGCGCUUUCUGGCGCCCAGAGCUGCUGAAGCAUCAGCCAAGUGGGUGUUACACAGAGUGGAUGAGGAGAAAUGCUUACCCUUUACAAGAUCAUCAGCAGACACCAUUCUCUGACCAGCUGUCUCUGAUCAAGCCAUGAACUGACCCUCUCUAUCUUCGGAGGAUGCCACUUUCAAAGACUUGGUUGACCCGUCAUGAUAUAUUGCGUGGUUGUUUUUUUGCUCUUGAAGCGCUUUGAGAUUCUAUGAAAAGUGCUCUAGAAAUGUAAUACAUUAUUAUUAAUGCUGAACCUUUUCCAAAGUAUUCUAAAAUGAAUUGCGUCAAAGCGAUGUGUACCAGAUUUACAGAAAAGUAAAUAUAGUGAAGUUAUUCUACUCAUCACAUGUAUUGUUUUGUGCAAUAAAAGUACUGUACUUCACGUUA
Messenger RNA from Salvelinus namaycush (lake trout), 2983 nucleotides. RefSeq names its product zinc finger protein 777-like. Gene Ontology annotation, cellular component: nucleus. The transcript is spliced from 6 exons. The record is from RefSeq and is a predicted model, not a curated record. NCBI's taxonomy places the organism in Eukaryota, Metazoa, Chordata, Actinopteri, Salmoniformes, Salmonidae. Gene Ontology annotation, biological process: regulation of transcription by RNA polymerase II. Bases 192 to 1949 code for a protein of 585 amino acids. Gene Ontology annotation, molecular function: RNA polymerase II cis-regulatory region sequence-specific DNA binding; DNA-binding transcription factor activity.